GGUCAGUUUGCUCCACAAAAAUGGCUCCAGGUUAAUGACAUGGGGGAGGUGCCUGGCGUUUCCAUGGUUACUUCUCGUAGCGUUUCUGAUGGGUAGAGAGCAGAGCCGGUGGUGACCCAGAAAGCCCAGAGCAAGAGGAGUCCAUGGGGGAAUACCCGUGCACGCUGUGGACUGGGAGGUUUUCCAGGGUACCAGUCCUGAGAUUUCAUGCAGAAGCAGUUGUAACCAAAGAUUCAUCACUGCGCAAGGUGGGAGAACGCUACCACCUGUCCUAUAAGAUGGUUCACACGGACAGUCGCCUGAUCCGCGAUAUUCUCUCCGCUCACGGCUUCCAGGAGGCCCAAGCCAACAGCAAAAACGUCAACCUCCUGUGGACAGGAACCCACGUGAAAUCCUAUCACUUAAGGAACCUCUCCAGCUUCCAGAAAAUCAACCAUUUCCCCCGAUCUUACGAGUUGACCCGGAAGGAUCGCUUGUGCAAAAAUAUCCAACGCAUGCAACAGAAACAUGGGAUCCACAAAUUUAACAUCCUCCCCCAAACAUACAUAUUACCUGGAGAGUACCAGGACCUGUGCAACGCUUUGUCUAAGGAUCGAGGUUUUUGGAUUGUGAAGCCAGUCUCUUCCUCGAGAGGCCGCGGAAUUCAUCUUAUUAAUUCACCCUCUCAGAUCAGCAUGGAGGAGAACAUCUUGGUAUCGAAAUACAUUAGUAAUCCGCUUCUAAUUCAAGGAUAUAAGUUCGAUAUUCGCCUCUAUGUGCUGGUCACCUCAUACGAGCCUUUAAUCAUUUAUCUUUACGAGGAGGGACUCACCAGGUUUGCCACUGUGAAAUAUGACCAGACCGCCAGGAACAUGAAAAACGACUUCAUACAUCUCACCAACUACAGUGUGAACAAAAAGAGCAGGGACUAUGUGAGUUGUGAUGACCCAGAAGUGGAGGAUUAUGGGAACAAGUGGAGUAUGAGUGCAAUGCUGCGUUAUUUGAGGCAGGACGGUACAGACACAGUCGCUCUCAUGUCCCAGAUAGAGGAUCUGAUCACAAAGACGGUCAUUUCAGCAGAAGGAUCCAUCGCCUCAACGUGUCGAUCACUAAUUGCUCACAGAGGGAACUGCUUUGAGCUGUACGGGUUUGAUGUGCUCGUUGAUGAGAAGCUGAAGCCAUGGCUGCUGGAAGUGAAUCUGUCUCCAUCUCUAGGUUGUGAUGCUCCUCUGGAUUUAAAAGUUAAGGCAAGUGUCAUCUCAGAUAUGCUGACACUAAUUGGUGUGGAAUGUCGGGAUCCCCACCAGAUGCAUGAAAAAGAAAGCUCUACACCUUAUGAAAACCCUAUCCAGAGAUAUACACGCCAGCACUCAGCCACAGGUAACGGCAUUGGACUGCAGCGCCAGCUCUCAGCCACAUACAAAAGCACUGAAGUGCUGGCAGGGCGCAGAGCAAAGAGUGCAGGAACAAGCAGUUCCACCCAGGGAUUGUCCCAAGAGGAGAUGAGGAUACUGCAGCGGGUGAGGGAGGAGGAAGACAGGAGAGGGGGAUUUAUUCGGAUAUUCCCCAGACAUGAUACAUGGCAGCUGUAUGGACCUUUCCUGGAAAAUAAAACCUCCCUGAAUUACAUGCUGGCAUCUCAGCUCUUCACUGACAGGCCACAAGCAAAUGGAAAGGGCGUUAUUAGCCCCACACUGCACGCAGCCUUGUAUGAGCGCAGGCUGGAGCCAUUGCUGUCACGCAGAGCGCGGCCCUGUGGGAUACACAGGCCAGUCUCUGCCAGUGCUGCUCAAGACCCCAAGGAAAUGGAAAAAGAAGUUGAGGAUCCUGCCAAGCACAAAGAGCAAGAUGGAGAUCAAAGCUGUGUCAUACCCUCUCUCAGUGGAAACACAAAUGAACAACAUUCUCGCUUCAACCUGUUAGUGGCCAUGAAGGAAGGUGCAAACCUCAGUAAGUCCCAGGCCCGUCUCGUCUUCUCCUGCAAUCUCCAACGAGUAAAGAGUCGCCUGCAGACCGAUCAGCACUUACCAAAUGAAGACGAACGAUUGGAGCUGGUGAUAAGGUUCUUGAAGCGGGCAGCCAGUAAUUUACAGCAGUCACUGCAUAUUUCUUCCCCUGGCCGUUCUGUCCCAUUGCUGGAGAGACGCCGCCUGCUAGCCAAACAGCUGGGAGAUUUCAUCCACUUUUAUAACCAGGAAACACUGCAUAUGGCAGUGACUGAGGAGAGAUCUGACCGUCAAGGCCAAGAGGUGAAUCAGGUGGAUUUCCAGGCUUUUUUAGCUGAUGCCAGUGAGAGUGAAUUGGAAGAAGUCGUAACAUUUUACAUACUUAAAAAUAAAUCUGCCAGUGUCUUUGUGCGGACAGAGAACAGCGCCAACUGCAGAGAUCCAAGAAGACGGCAGAACAGUAUCCCAGCCACUCGCUCAAACUCUGAGAAGCAGCAGCCAGUGUUGUCUAAUCGCUAUGCAAACUGCCGUCUCCCGGUAACGUAAUUUUCAAUGGUGGUAAUUGGUCUACAUCCUCAGACAUCCCAGGAUACAUUCUGCCGCACAGCUUCAUCGUCCCUGGAAUGUCCGCCAAUAGGUGCAAGAUGGGAUCUUCAUUUACAGUCCAAAAAAAUAAAUAUAAUUGGU
Molecule: messenger RNA, 2612 nt
Organism: Pelobates fuscus (common spadefoot toad)
Lineage: Eukaryota; Metazoa; Chordata; Amphibia; Anura; Pelobatidae
Gene: TTLL5
Product: tubulin tyrosine ligase like 5
Exons: 24
Coding region: 144-2471 (775 amino acids)
Biological process (GO): protein polyglutamylation; microtubule cytoskeleton organization
Cellular component (GO): cilium
Molecular function (GO): tubulin-glutamic acid ligase activity; tubulin binding
Source: RefSeq, a predicted model, not a curated record